Messenger RNA from Echinostoma caproni, 258 nucleotides. The record is from the annotation of a GenBank genome assembly. Lineage: Eukaryota; Metazoa; Platyhelminthes; Trematoda; Plagiorchiida; Echinostomatidae.
AUGUCAGUACAGGAUGAUGCCAGAGAUCAAGAGUCGGCACAAAUCAUUGAGCCUAAAGCUCAGAUUAUCCANGGCAAAUUACAACCCCGAAAUGACAGUUAUUUUCGCCAACGUGCCAGAGCCCAGAGGGAGAAACAGGCAGAGGAUUUUGAUCGCUGGGCUGAUUUAUGCAACCAAUUGGGUGUCGACGUUCACCCGUUGGAAUCGUGCGGCUACUUCGCCAUCCAUCGUCGCCGCAUGCUGGGGAACCAAGAUUGA